Bacidia gigantensis is the source of this 981-nucleotide messenger RNA. RefSeq lists its product as uncharacterized. Bases 1 to 981 code for a protein of 326 amino acids. The record is from RefSeq and is a predicted model, not a curated record. NCBI's taxonomy places the organism in Eukaryota, Fungi, Ascomycota, Lecanoromycetes, Lecanorales, Ramalinaceae. Gene Ontology annotation, molecular function: hydrolase activity, hydrolyzing O-glycosyl compounds. The transcript is spliced from 3 exons.
AUGAAUGAGAUCGCCAGCUCCGGUUUCAAAGUCGUCCGCGUCUGGGGCUUCGGCACCCUCAACAACCCCCCCAGCUACCCCUCAGAGAUCUACUUCCAAACGCUCAACUCUUCAGGCCAAUUCUUCAACCUGGACCCCGCGACCGGCGUGCCGCGCCUUGACUACGUAGUCGCCCAAGCCGAGAAACUGGGCUUGAAGCUCAUCCUGGCCUUACUCAACAACUUCGACGAUCUCGGCGGCAUCAACACGUACACCAACACCUACGGCGGGGACCAUAACGGUUUCUACACUAACACCGCCGCGCAGAACGCCUACAAAGCGUACAUCAAAUUCAUAGUGGAGAGGUACAGGAAAUCUAACGCGGUGUUCUCGUGGGAACUGGCCAAUGAGCCGCGCUGCUCCACCUGCUCGACGGACGUGAUUACCACUUGGGCCACGGACGUGAGCGCGUAUAUUAAGGGCGUGGAUAAGGGGCGGCAUAUGGUUAGUCUGGGGGAUGAGGGGUGGUUGACGCCCGUGUUCACGGGCGGAGGGGGAGUAGUGGGCGGGGAUGGGACGUAUGCGUAUAGUGGGUAUGAGGGGGUGGAUUUUGAGCGGAAUCUGCAGAUUAAGACGCUGGAUUAUGGGACUGUGCAUUUGUAUCCAAACCAAUGGGGCUACAAUUACACCUGGGGCUCGACCUGGAUAUCUCAGCACAACUACCUCGGCAAGAAAUACAACAAGCCCGUCAUCCUUGAGGAGUACGCCGCACCCACGCCAGAAUUGAGGAUGGAAUUCUUGCCGCAAUGGCACGAUACGAUACUGAAGAAGACGAGUAUCGCGGGGAAUAUGGUCUGGCAGUUCGGCACACCGUUCACGGAUACGAGCCCGUUUGAUCAGUAUGCUGUGUAUUAUAGUGAGGAUCCUGCGAGUGAGUAUCAGAGUCUGCUUGUGAAGCAGGCGAAGGCGAUGGCGAGGAAGAUUCCGAUUGCGAUACAGUAG